AUGAAUUCUUAUUUCGCAAACCCGUCGCUCUCCUGCCAUUUAUCCGGUGGUCAAGAUGUUUUGCCUAACGUACCCCUAAACUCCACCACCUAUGACACAGUCAGACAUUUUUCGUCGUACGGUGCAGCUGUGACCCAGAAUCGGAUAUAUUCACCUUUCUACUCUCCUCAAGAUAAUGUCGUUUUUGGGUCUGGCAGGGCACAAUAUGAAUAUGGAUCAAACGUGUUUCUUCAAGACAAGGACGUGCUCCCCAGUUGCAGACAAACAAACAUGGGACUCAAUACACAAAGCCACAUUGCUCAAGAGUACAGUUUGGAUCAAGGAAGAGCAGGAGCUCAGGAUCAGAAAACCAACAUCCCGAUCUACCCGUGGAUGCAGCGAAUGAACUCACACAGCGCAGGAGUGGGCUACGGGACAGACAGGCGCAGGGGACGACAAAUAUAUUCUCGUUACCAAACACUUGAGCUGGAGAAGGAGUUUCAUUUCAACCGCUACCUGACUAGGCGCAGACGCAUCGAAAUCGCAAAUGCGCUUUGUUUAACAGAGAGGCAGAUCAAAAUCUGGUUUCAGAACCGACGCAUGAAAUGGAAGAAGGAGAGCAACCUGACCUCCACGGUGACUGGAAGUGAACAGACAGGAGAAUCUCCGGAGGAAGAACGCAGUGGCGCAAUGGAAGAAGAGAAAGAUGAGGUCAAGAAGAAAGAAUAA
This is a messenger RNA of Scomber scombrus (Atlantic mackerel), 708 nucleotides long. Its product is annotated as homeobox protein Hox-C6a. The transcript has 2 exons. Gene Ontology annotation, cellular component: nucleus. Lineage: Eukaryota; Metazoa; Chordata; Actinopteri; Scombriformes; Scombridae. Gene Ontology annotation, biological process: regulation of transcription by RNA polymerase II; anterior/posterior pattern specification. Gene Ontology annotation, molecular function: RNA polymerase II cis-regulatory region sequence-specific DNA binding; DNA-binding transcription factor activity, RNA polymerase II-specific. The record is from RefSeq and is a predicted model, not a curated record. The coding region runs from base 1 to 708 and encodes 235 amino acids.